AUGGAGACUGACAUUGGCAAAAACAGUUCAGAUUGUGACUCCCAAGAUCCAGGAAGACCAUGUCCAAAAGACCCCAGUCACACAAAUGCACUCAAGCGCCUCCAGCCACCGUCUCCAGGGAAGCUGCUCUCUCCGGUGCCCAGCAAGAAAAUAAAGCACGAGUCACUGAGUCCAACCAGCUAUGAGUACGUGCACGGAAAAUCUGUGAAGAGACCUGCCAGUGCAUUUAUACUUUAUUCUAGAGACAUUAGAAGAACAGUGUUACGUGAAAAUCCUGGGAAAGAUUUUGCCUUUAUUGCCAAGACAAUGGCAGACAGAUGGAAAGUAGCCGAUGCAGAGACCAAGGAGUAUUACAGAGGUCUAUCAAAUGAAGAAAGCAGAAGAUAUCAGGAAGAAAUAAGAAAGAUCCGUGAGAACCGUAGCCAAAAUGACUCCAUCUUUGAAAAAUCGAACAUAAGUCGGGCCACUUUAGAUAAGUUUGUGGGGCCACUAACACCAGUUGCAAUAAAAGCUGAUGGAAAGAGACAUAGAAAAGAGCCUGAGAAGGCCAAAUGUCCUUGGAGAAACAAAACUAAGAACAUAGAGGUUGACCUGGGAAAGAUUAAGCAGCAGUUGAAGCAGAGAUCCAGUCAAGCUAAUCUCCCGGGUCCAUUUGGGCUUAUUGGAUCUUUGGCUAAUUGUGGAGGAUGGCUGUGUCAGGAAGGAGGAUCCAUCACUGCCCUGAGCACAAGCAGGCUGCAGGAGGCUGUUCUGUCGUGUACUCUCCUUAAUACUUUUAACCUCACGCCAAAGGACUUGAAGGAUUCCAUACCCUUUAAUGCAAGUACCAUUGGAACUCAAGAGUGGACUGCACUAACAAAUAUGUCAAAACUUAGAGGAAGACCGUAAUUUGUACUUGGUGGAUGACAGACGAUUGUUGGCAAAUGGUUUUAAAGUAGCUCUUUACCCUGCAAGCAGUAGCAGUGUGCUGUCUCAUGGAGAGAUUAUUGGCAUGGCAGAUUGCAUUGGAUUCUAUGGCCUCAAGGAUUUGAAAGAGAUUUUAACAGUUGUAACUUCUAAUCCUACUGCAAGCCUUGGAAGGUCAAGGCCACUGAAGCUACAACACUGGUUAAAGGGAGAGACAGUGAGAAUGAUCAGAUCAGGACCCAACCUUACAAAAAGGGAAGAUGUGUCAGAGAAGUUAAAGCAGUGGCAAAAGAUGCAAGGCAUAGAAGGGGAGUCAGUAUGUCCUUCCAAUUGGACCAAACAAAAAUGUUUACACAACAAACUCAUAUUUACUCCAGUAUAUUCACUGGAUGAUAUUCCUUCGACUCCCUCACAGAAUCAAGAGGUAUAAAGUUCCCCAGAUAUGAAGAUGGCGUCACAAAUGUAUGCACAAUGUCUACAAUUUUUAAUAUCUUUUUUGCAUAUUUAUAGUUUAGUAGAGACAUCUUAAAUAUAUUUAAAAUGCUU
Molecule: messenger RNA, 1452 nt
Organism: Penaeus vannamei (Pacific white shrimp)
Lineage: Eukaryota; Metazoa; Arthropoda; Malacostraca; Decapoda; Penaeidae
Source: RefSeq, a predicted model, not a curated record